AUGGCUACCGUUGUAGAGAAGACGGCUGAUGGAAUCAUCUAUCGUUCCGAGAAAUGCUACCCGAUCCCUGACCUCGAUGUACUAACGCUUCUAUUCGCCACCUCAGCCGCCCUCCGCAAGCACUUUGGUAUCGGCGCCUAUGGCCCAGGAAGAGAUGUGUGCUCCGUUAUCUCAACAGGCCACUACCUCCUCCCUGUUCUCGCGUAUGGAAUUAUCGGAGCAGGCGGUAUCUUCUCCGCUGCCUCCGCAGCAAGCACAGCCAGCGAACUAGCCAAGCAACUACAAGGUGCCAGCUCGAAGAUUCUUGUCACUUGUCAAGCUACCCUGGAGACUACGAUCAGAGCUGCAGAGGACGCUGGGUGGGGUCAGGGUGGAGGCGGGCGCGUACUGCUUAUGAGUGAGGGGAGGGAAUGGACGUUGAAGAUUGUUGGUAAAGAUGGGAGGCCGGGGCAGAACAUCAUUGAUGGAGGAGAUUUACUGCCGUGGACGCGAAUUACGGAUCGGAAAGAGCUGGACGAGAGUUUGAUAGUGCUGAUUUAUAGCUCCGGAACGACUGGAUUACCCAAGGGAGUAAAGCUUUCACACCGCAAUAUUGUGAGCCAGACUGUUAGUACGGGGGAUAUGAUGAAGGCGUGGGUGAAAGAGAAACGUCCGGGUUUUGAAUACCGGACAAUCGCCCACCUCCCCACCGCCCACAUAGCCGGCGUACAAGGCUACCUCAUAAACCCCUUCUACCUCGGCGGAACCGUAUACUGGAUGCCGCGCUUCGACUGCCCCUCCUUUCUAUCCUACAACGCCCUCUACCGCAUAACCUUCUUCUUCACCGUCCCCCCCAUCCUUCUCCUAAUCGCCAAAAGUCCCCUAGCAACCACCCAAUUCGCUUCCCUAGAAUUUUGUGUUUCAGGUGCCGCGCCACUAGGACGAGACCUCCAAUACGCGGCGAGCCAGAAACUUGGUGGUGAGGAGUGUUUUGAACUCAUCAAGUACAAGGGUCUACAGGUCGCGCCGGCGGAGUUGGAAGCCGUGUUGCUCAGUCAUCCGCUCGUGCUGGAUGCCGCUGUUAUUGGGGUGCUGACAGAAGAUGGGACGAAUGAGGUGCCGAGAGCAUACGUUGUCGCUGACAAGAGUAAGAUCUCGUCUAAAGACGUUGUUGAAUUCGUCAAGGGGAAGGUUGCUGGGCAUAAACAGUUGAGGGGAGGUCAACAAAACCAGUGGAUCCAGGAUAUCCUCCCAACCCUCCAGAACGAGGCAGAUCAAAUCGACCAGAUUGCAAAGAUAAGAGGAUGGUUCCGUCCAAAAGAAGACAGCGCGUACUACCCGUUGAUCCAAGACUACCUCAGCGAGAAGAUCGACGUGAAAGAAGCGACGGCGCGCAUACUCGGACCGAUUGAUGAAAAGAUCAAGGAGGCCAAACUCGACGAUGUCGACUUCAUGGACCUAUGGACCAGCAUCAUUCACUCAGCAAGACGAUCAACAUUCCGCGACGGCGCCCGAACACAGCACCACCAACUCAUCGAGUUGCUCGAAGCAUUCAAGAAGCACUCAAUACCGGGCAACAAGGAGUAUGACUACCUCUACAAGGAAAUGACCGACUUUGGCAUGGCCUGUCGUGAGGCCUUCAACGACGCGCCGGCCGCUCACGAAGGCUUCAUCGAGACGGAGGUGCAAGCUUGGACGAACAUGAACUACUUCUUCGCCUUUGUAGCAAGGGAACAUAUCUACGAUCUCUCCAUGUACGCCAUCUUCGCGCUGCGGGAAGCUCUCGAGACACCUCCCAUCGAUGAGCCGAUGUCGACAGCCAACCAAAAAUACGACGCAAACGUUCCCGCAGCUGCAGCUUGGAUAAUAGCCUACGGCCACGACCUCUUCCGCAUGGAAAAGGAUCUCACGCCUACUGAUAAAAAGCAAGGCAACCCAGGACGCGGCGGCGAACUGUGGAAGGGCAAAAGCGAGUUCAGCAAAGAAAGAUGGGCGCUCUGGAAAGAGCGGUUCGCGGCGAUCGCGGAGAUGGAGGGUGUCAGAGAGGAAACGAGGCUCGAUGCCAAGGAUGCGAUAGAAGGCAUGGAGAGGAGCCAGACGUAUGAGCUCAUGAGGUAA
This is a messenger RNA of Alternaria metachromatica, 2097 nucleotides long. RefSeq lists its product as uncharacterized. Bases 1 to 2097 code for a protein of 698 amino acids. Gene Ontology annotation, biological process: secondary metabolic process. The transcript is spliced from 5 exons. Gene Ontology annotation, molecular function: CoA-ligase activity. The record is from RefSeq and is a predicted model, not a curated record. Lineage: Eukaryota; Fungi; Ascomycota; Dothideomycetes; Pleosporales; Pleosporaceae.